AGAAAUUAGAGAUGGCUUCUUCAGCUUUUUUAUGUACGUGUUUCUGUUUUGCUUUUGUUGUGGCUUGCUUUGCUCGUGGCAUCCCCUCAGAUCUAAAAGAACCAAGAGACUUUGAAGAGCUACACAAGAACCCAUCUUCCCCAGACCAGAUUCCAGCACAUGUUAAGUCUUCUUUCAUGGAGAACUUUAUAGACUAUCAUGGUCCACACACGCACCCAAAUCCUCCUCCACCAAAUCUUGAAGAGAUACUUGUUGAUGUAGACUAUCAUGGCCCACACACGCAUCCAAAUCCUCCUCCAUCAAAUCUUGAGGAGAUACUAGCUGAUAUAGAUUAUCAUGGCCCACAUACACACCCAAAUCCUCCUCCACCAAAUCUUGAGGAGAUACCCGCUGAUAUAGACUAUCAUGGUCCACACACGCACCCAAAUCCUCCCCCACCAAAUCUUGAGGAGAUACUAGUCAAUAUAGACUAUAAUGGUCCACACACGCACCCAAACCCCCCUCCACAAAAUCUUGAGGAGAUACGAGCUGAUAUAGACUAUCAUGGCCCACACACGCACCCAAAUCCACCUCCACCAAAUCUCCAGGAGAUACUAGCUGAUAUAGACUAUCAUGGCCCACACACACACCCUAAUCCCCCUCCACCAAAUCUUGAGGAGAUACUAACUGAUGUAGAUUAUCAUGGGCCACACACGCAUCCAAAUCCUCCUCCACCCUACUUCUAGGGGCUACACGGAGAUAUAGACUAUAAUGACUCAUACUCAUCCCAACCCUUUGAAUAUAUGAUGUUAUAAGCCAAUAUGAAUUGGUUUAUACCAAUGAAUUAUAAUUGGUUAUCAGGAAUUAUUGUAAUUUUAAAAUUUAGUAUCCUUGAUUUAGUGGUAAAAGAUUCUCAUAUAUCAUGUUGGGAUCUUGCAUCAUGUACCCACUUAAAUAAAAGAAUUUCAAUAUACACAUCUUUAUUCAAA
This is a messenger RNA of Glycine soja, 968 nucleotides long. Its product is annotated as extensin-1-like. The transcript is spliced from 3 exons. Bases 12 to 725 code for a protein of 237 amino acids. NCBI's taxonomy places the organism in Eukaryota, Viridiplantae, Streptophyta, Magnoliopsida, Fabales, Fabaceae. The record is from RefSeq and is a predicted model, not a curated record.